CGUAGAGACGCGUGGAUGGUUCCGAUUCCAUCCAUUUCAUGCUUCACGAUAUCCACCUGUGCUCCACGCGCCAUCUUCCUCUUCCUUUCUCUUCCUUUCUCUCUGCUCUCUCACCCUCGCUCCGGGCGUUGCUCCCUCAUGGCUUCCUCCGCCCCCUUUCUCCCAGGCCAACCCCUUCUCAACCGAUCCCACUCUAAUUCCCCGUUAGUUUUAGGGUUAGGGUUCCCCAACCGAACCAUGGGCCUUUCAUCCUAUCGCCGCCCUUCACAAUCCCUUCUUCGCCUUCGAGCCGAAGCUUCCCCUGGUGCUGGCACCAUGGAGACAUCGCAGGAUUCCUCAACUGAUCCCGUCCAGCGAUUUCUCAAGCGAGAUUACAAGUGGGGCUUCGUCUCGGACUUUGAGUCCACGUCAAUCCCUAAAGGCCUCUCCGAAGCCACCGUCCGCGCCAUCUCCGCCCGCAAAGGCGAACCCGCUUGGAUGCUGCAAUUCCGCUUAGAUGCCCUCCGGAGAUUUCUCUCGAUGGUCGAACCUCGUUGGUCUGAAAACGUUUACCCCCCAAUUGACUUUCAGUCCAUCUGCUAUUUCUCAGAGCCGAAGCUUAAGCCCAAACUUAAUAGCCUUGAUGAGGUCGAUCCUAAACUCCUCGAAACUUUUGAGCGCCUCGGAGUCCCACUUAACGAGCAGAAACGCCUCGCAAAUGUCGCGGUUGAUGCCGUCAUCGACUCCACUUCAAUUGCAACUACACAUAGAGAAACCCUAGCUAAGGCCGGGGUUAUCUUCUGCUCCAUCUCUGACGCAAUCAAGGAGUACCCGGAUCUUGUACGGCGAUAUCUCGGGAAGGUCGUGCCGAUGGGCGAUAACUAUUAUGCCGCCCUCAAUUGUGCUGUUUUCAGUGAUGGGUCCUUCUGUUAUAUACCAAAAGAUACUGUUUCUCCUAUGGAGAUCUCGACGUACUUCCGGAUUAAUGAUAGGGAUACAGGUCAGUUUGAGCGGACUCUGAUAAUAGCCGAUGAGAGGAGCUACGUGAGCUAUCUUGAAGGCUGCACUGCUCCCUCCUAUGAUAAGAACCAGCUUCAUGCUGCGGUGGUGGAGCUCUACUGUGCUGAAGGUGCUGAGAUUAAGUAUUCGACAGUGCAGAAUUGGUAUGCUGGAGAUGAAGAGGGGAAAGGAGGGAUUUACAAUUUUGUGACAAAGAGGGGAAUUUGUGCUGGUAAUAAGUCGAAAAUAUCUUGGACACAGGUGGAGACAGGUUCGGCAAUCACGUGGAAGUAUCCAAGCGUGGUUCUGAAGGGGAAUGACACUGUGGGGGAAUUCUAUUCAGUUGCACUAACAAAAGAUUAUCAGCAGGCUGACACUGGGACAAAGAUGAUCCAUAUUGGGAAAAAUUCAAAAAGUAGGAUUGUUUCAAAGGGAAUAUCAGCAGGAAAGUCGAGGAAUUGCUACAGGGGACUUGUGCAAGUUGGGCCAGGCGCUGAGAAUUCUCGAAAUUUUUCUCAGUGUGAUUCUAUGCUGAUUGGUGACACUGCAGCUGCCAUUACAUAUCCGUACAUACAGGUGAAGAAUCCAUCCGCGCGAAUUGAGCAUGAAGCAAGCACUUCCAAGAUUGGUGAGGAUCAGCUAUUUUAUUUUCAGCAGAGGGGAAUCGACCACGAGAAGGCUGUUGCAGCCAUGAUUGGCGGUUUCUGCAGAGAUGUUUUUGAUAAGCUCCCAUUAGAGUUUGCGUCGGAGGUAAAUGCUCUUAUGAACCUUAAGUUAGAAGGAUCUGUUGGCUGAACCGAACUCGCUUUGAAUCUCCCACCCGCGUUAACAUAAAAGUCGUGCACUUUGCAAUAGGCCCGCUAUGUAAAUUAACUCCUUUUAUUGUAAAAUGGUGGAAUUAUAGCAAUAUCCAAUAGAGAGAGUUUUAUUUUAAGAAAGUUGAAACUAUACUUUGGUUCAUUUUGAAGCCAGCCGCGAAGAUUUAAGCAUAGUAAUGCAGUUGUUUGAAUAAGUUGUCCAACAUUAACUGCGAAUCUUGUAAAUUAUAUGAAUGGAAGUGUGCUUGCAUUCUUUUGUAAUUAAUCCUUGGCUGUAGUGAGGGAUUCCGUUAGGAGUGGAGAUUUUCAUUCUUUUCAAGCAGGAUCUUGCAGUAUAAUUUGUGAAGAAGUAGAACUUAGGAGUUCCUA
This is a messenger RNA of Phalaenopsis equestris, 2165 nucleotides long. RefSeq names its product UPF0051 protein in atpA 3'region-like. Gene Ontology annotation, biological process: iron-sulfur cluster assembly. NCBI's taxonomy places the organism in Eukaryota, Viridiplantae, Streptophyta, Magnoliopsida, Asparagales, Orchidaceae. The record is from RefSeq and is a predicted model, not a curated record.